AUGGAUAAUCAGUACUAUUACAAGUUGAUGGCCAGUUAUCUGUCGAAACGUAACUGUGACGAGUCUUUUAUGCGUUACUUUUUUGGCAAAAACUCGACAAAGAAAACUCCUGAAGAGUUGGAGCGAGCAGAUGAACGCAAGCGGCGCCUGCAACGAGAACGUUCGCGGCGGUAUCGCGCGUUAAAGAAUGCUCGACGACAGCAUGAGAGCGGCCGCGACGGAGCCGACGAUGCGCGGGGCAAGCCGCGGCCGAUGCCUGAAGAUGAACUCAGUGACGCUGAUGAACCACCUACACUCUGUGAUCUAACCUAUGACGACAAGUGGCGAGAGCCCGGAGCUUCUUCCGAUUGUGCUUCCGACGAUAAUUCGGCUCAUUCGUCAUCUGAGCUCAAAGAAGCAGCAUUAUCUGGUAACGUGUCCCUUAAUUUGAAGGAGUUUCUUAGCUCUCCAAAUGCAGAAUUAGAUUACCCAACAGUACAUAGCCUCAUGUUUCACUGGCUGCAAACGUAA
Parnassius apollo (apollo) is the source of this 510-nucleotide messenger RNA. NCBI's taxonomy places the organism in Eukaryota, Metazoa, Arthropoda, Insecta, Lepidoptera, Papilionidae. The record is from the annotation of a GenBank genome assembly.